AUGAGAGUAAUCUUGGUGCUGGCCAUGGCAGCAGUGGUUGUGGUUGUUCCAAAGAGAGUAGAAGCAUCUCGUGCUUUCUUUGUGUUUGGUGACUCACUAGUUUACAGUGGCAACAACAACUACUUGGCAACAACAGCACGUGCUGACUCUCUCCCUUAUGGCAUCGACUAUCCCACUCAUCUCCCCUCUGGACGCUUCUCUAAUGGCUUCAACCUCCCUGACCUCAUAAGCAAGCGAAUUGGGUCUGAACCCACAUUGCCUUACAUGAGCCCAGAAUUAUAUGGAGAAAGGCUUUUGGUUGGGGCAAACUUUGCUUCUGCUGGGAUAGGAAUCCUCAAUGACACAGGCAUCCAAUUUGUUGACAUCAUCAGAAUUUCCGAGCAGUUUACAUUUUUCGAGCAGUACCAGGAUCGGUUAAGUGCAGUUGCGAAGAAGGUUGUGAAUAAAGGUCUAGUGCUAAUGACACUGGGUGGUAACGACUUUGUUAACAACUAUUUCUUAGCUCCCAUCACUCUAAGGUCUAUGGAAUUCACUGUCCCUGACUUCUCUAGCUACCUAUAUCUGAUAAUGCAGAGGUUGUACGAGUUAGGGUCUAGAAGGGUGCUGGUGACAGGAACUGGUCCAUUAGGGUGUAUUCCCUCUCAACUUGCUACAAAGAGCACUAACGGGGAAUGUGUCCCUGAGUUGCAACAAGCCAUGGAGAUUUUCAACCCUCUCCUGGAUAACAUGAUCAAAGAUCUCAACUCCCAACUUGGCAAUCAAAUUUUUAUUUCUGUCAAUGCCUUCCUAAUGAACCUGAACAUCAUCACCAACCCUGAAAAAUAUGGUUUUGUUACAUCAAAGAUAGCAUGUUGUGGACAAGGUCCAUACAAUGGGUUGGGCCUGUAUAACCUCUUCUCUAACCUGUGCCAGAACAGGGAUGCUUAUGCAUUUUGGGAUGCUUUUCAUCCAACCCAACGCGCACUUGAGUUCAUUGUGGAUGCCAUCUUUAAGGGAACAAGUGACCUUAUGAACCCUAUGAAUCUCAGCACCAUCAUGAUCCUGGACUCAAACAUCUAA
Molecule: messenger RNA, 1059 nt
Organism: Sphenostylis stenocarpa
Lineage: Eukaryota; Viridiplantae; Streptophyta; Magnoliopsida; Fabales; Fabaceae
Source: the annotation of a GenBank genome assembly